CUUCUGCUGCGCUCAGAGUGUAAUCUGUGCUGUCUAAUCGGAUAAUCUUUACACAGAUAUUUUAUUCGUGAACUUUCGCCUCGAGACGUUUGAUAUAUUUUCACAUAUAUAAUUUUACCAUAGAGAGAUGGUUCACGAAGAUUUAUUUGCGCGUCUUAACGAGGCUGGGUAUAAGAACUGGUUAAAAGCUGGUUACUGUCUUCUGAAAGUUAAGGAUGGCUUGUGCGGAUACACAGACAGUGAAAUGCGAUACUUCCACAACACACUCAUCAAAAGCAACUCGGGCUUACAGAGAGGACAGAGGUGCAGAAACGACUGUAGACCCAGGGGAAAUCAGUUUGAGUAUGCGUGUCCUCUCUGUAAUGAGUGGAGAAGGGAAAUUUUGAGACACCACACCAAACCAGGUGGUGUGAUUAACUGGGGAAACUGCAGGCCCUGUCUGUGGCCUACUGAACACUGGGAACUGGCAAAGGCUUACAUGCCACGAGGCUUGGCCAAUUUAUCCAGAGCAGAUCAAUGUGAUGCAGCAGCACUGCUUAACCUCCUCAACUUCUGUGACCAUUUCAGCUUCAUCAACCAAAGGAUCAUUACAGAGGUCAUACGCAGUAGGAACGAGCUAAUGCACUCUUGUGAGAUGCAGGUUUCCAAUGAGUGGAUGGCACGCUUUCAGAAGAGCCUGGAGCAUUUGUUACUAACCCUUCAGCACGUCCCUGAAGUGGCUGCAGCACGUCAACAGAUCCAGGAGAUGUUGUCUGUCGAUCUGUCAUUGCAUAUCCCUGGGAUGGACUGUGUGGAUGGAGACAGUGAUAUGGAAGUAUUGAUUGAAUCUAUCAGCCAGUGCGAGACGGAAUUGCUCAGGGAAUCUCUAAAAGACCUUUUAAGCAACAGUGAAGUUGAAGGGAAUCCUGUACCUCUGGAGAGAAUGCAGAAUGUCCAUAGAUUCCUGAGCAGCCACAGGGACCUUGAAGAGCAGUUCAGGACAGAACUCCAGAGUCUUCGGGUCAAGGAGACAGAACAGCUGAAAGGAGUAAACACUGACAGUGCAAAAAGAUGACUUGUGCUAAGGAGACAACAGAAACAAAAGGAUUGUCUUGGUGCACACUUCAAUGCAUGUUUAUGGAAAAUACAUUUUGUACAUUAUUGUGUAUCAGCUGUCAGGAUAUUAAGUCAGGUUUUUAAUAAGCUUCCGUUUUCAUGUUCAUUGCAAUGGUACACAUUAACUUGAUGGUUUAAGGAACUAUUCAUAGCAUGUAGUAGUAUGCAAUUAUGUGCAUGUCACAGCCUAAAAAAUCACUGUGCUUCUUUGACCUGGUCGAUUCG
Molecule: messenger RNA, 1320 nt
Organism: Clarias gariepinus (North African catfish)
Lineage: Eukaryota; Metazoa; Chordata; Actinopteri; Siluriformes; Clariidae
Exons: 6
Coding region: 128-1054 (308 amino acids)
Source: RefSeq, a predicted model, not a curated record